UGCCCUUUUCAUUGGAGAAACAUGGAAUCAAUGACAGUAUUUUUCCACUUGCUUUUGUCUUGUGGGUGAUCUUUGCUUGCAGUUGAAGCAUCUUGCUAUGAUGAUUGUAUUAAGUUUUCUGGUCAGUCCAGGGAUCUUGAACUAUGUGUUAGUAGUAGUAGUAGUAGUAGUAGUAGUAGUAGUAGUAGUAGUGCUAAUGCCAUAUGAGUUGAGAGUGUGUGAAAAGUGGACAAAUGCAUGGAAGCAGCAGCAGCAGCAGCAGCCAUGGAUGGGGGACCAAAUCCCUUUUUAUAUAUAUAUAUAUACACACACACAUUUUAUGUUUAUAAACAUAUUAUAAUAUUAAUCAAUGAAACCAUAGCCGACAAUCAUCUCUUUUGUACUAUACCCUUUCCAUGUAUUUUUCCUAAUAAUAAAAAGAAAUUACACAGGCGUAUAUGUGAAACAACAUGCCUCAGUCUUCAAUACUCUCGUCGAAAGAAGAGGAGAGGAGAGGAGAGGAGCACAAGAUCCAAUAUGGAAGAGGAAACCAUAAUAAACAUAAUGUCAACACUCUCACCUGAGAGACUCAGAAAUCUCUCCCAUUCAAUCCUAACUCUCUCCCACCACCACUGCCGCCGUCUCUCCGCCGUGCUCUCUUCUCCGGCGCUCUUCUCUCUCACUCUCUCACACCUUCUCUCCCUCGACCUCCCACACAAAACCAUCCUCAUCGCCCGCCACCUUCUCUCUCUCCUCCACCUCUACCUCCGCCGUCCUCCGCCGUCUCCCACCGCCGCGAUCAAUCUCCGGGACUGCGACGCGGCGGUGCUCCUCCUCUUCCUGUGCGAGACCCACCAGCUCGACCCAGAUAUUCUCGAAGCCUCUCUAGACCGGUGGAGAGAAGUGCUGAGUAAAUUAUACUCAGAUUCCAUGUUGAAUGGUCUGUCCGGCUUGUGGACAUGUAAUUCCGGUAUCUUAAUGCCUUACGUCGAAACCCUCGUCAGGUGUAAAAGUUUUGUUGACAGAAUGAGCGGCGGAGGAGGAAAGGAGGGUAAGGAAGUGGCGGCAGCUAGGGCCGCCGUGGUGGCUCUCCGGGCGGUGGAGGUGGUCGCCGGAGACGGAGGAGGAGUGGAGUGUGUUAUAUGCAAGGAAGAGAUGAGAGAAGGGAGGGAUGUUUGCGAGAUGCCAUGCCGGCAUUUGUUCCAUUGGAAAUGCAUCUUGCCUUGGCUGAGCAAGAGGAACACUUGCCCUUCUUGCCGGUUUCAGCUUCCGACCGAUGAUGUCUUCGCCGAGAUCCAACGGCUCUGGGAGAUUCUCUUCAGGGCCAGUGAAUCAUACGUGGCGUAAUCGUAACGGUUGGAUUAUAUGGUCUUUAUUGAUUUGGUCGUAUUAUUUUUAUGCGGCGUUGUAUAUAAAGAAACUCAAGAGAUUUUGUUCUCUUCAUCGAUAAAUAAACGUGUGGUCAUAUCGCU
This is a messenger RNA of Tarenaya hassleriana, 1451 nucleotides long. RefSeq names its product E3 ubiquitin-protein ligase SGR9, amyloplastic-like. The transcript has a single exon. NCBI's taxonomy places the organism in Eukaryota, Viridiplantae, Streptophyta, Magnoliopsida, Brassicales, Cleomaceae. The coding region runs from base 238 to 1326 and encodes 362 amino acids. Gene Ontology annotation, molecular function: ubiquitin protein ligase activity. Gene Ontology annotation, cellular component: cytoplasm. The record is from RefSeq and is a predicted model, not a curated record. Gene Ontology annotation, biological process: protein ubiquitination.